CCCACUGCCUGUCACCAACAGAGCCAUGCGCUAGAUCUGUAGUAGGCUACUUAUGAUUUCAGCGGCUCCUGACUGAAUAAGGAAAUGCCUUGAGAAAAGCAACAAGUACGAACAAGUGAACAUAUCAUGAAGGCGCACACGCUACCUUCGGGGUCUCAUACGUAGUCUGACGACAGAGUUUACGUGCCAUCAAAACAGAAAACAUCCGUGAUCAUGACAAGCGUUUGCGGGUGACUUGGAAGAGAAUUUACAAAAUAAGCUCGCCGGAGUGUCUGGAUUUUCUUAUCGGUUUCGAAAUGGGGAAAAGAAGAGAAGCUGAUGAUUUCAGCUAUGUCAGCCCUGUUGUGAAAUACGUCCUUUUUCUUUUCAACAUGAUAUUCUGGGUGAUUUCACUGAUACUGGUGUCGAUUGGCGUUUAUGCUCGAAUGACGAAACAUGCUGAGGCUGCCAUGGCCUGUUUAACAGUGGACCCUGCCAUCCUGCUGAUGAUUGUGGGCACACUCAUGUUCCUCAUCACCUUCUGUGGCUGCAUCGGCUCCCUCAGGGAGAACAUCUGCCUUCUGCAAACAUUUUGCAUUUGUCUCACUGUGAUCUUCCUACUGCAGCUGACUGCUGGCAUUCUGGGGUUUGUGUUCUCUGAUAAGGCACGGGGCAAAGUGAAUGAGGUCAUAAACAGAUCCAUCAUCCAUUACAGGGAUGAUCUGGAUUUACAAAAUCUCAUCGACUUUGGGCAGAGAGAGUUUAGUUGCUGUGGAGGUGUUUCCUACAAAGACUGGUCUCAGAACAUGUACUUCAACUGCACUGAUGAGCGUAGCCGAGAGAGCUGCGCUGUGCCUUUCUCUUGCUGUUUGCUGUCCAAACAGGAGACAGUUAUUAAUACCCUGUGUGGCUAUGGGAUGCAGAAGCUCAAUACUGUUGAGGCAGGGAAUUUCAUCCACACGAGCGGCUGCAUAGACAAGCUGGUGAACUGGCUCCACAGCAACCUGUACCUUCUCGGAGGCGUAGCCCUGGGUUUGGCAGUCCCUCAGCUUGUAGGACUCUUCUUGUCACAGAAUCUCAUCCAGCAGAUCAAGGAUCAGAUACAGCUCCAGCAGUACAACCAGAAGCACCAGGUCGACCCAUGGUAAUGAUCUGACUGUUUCUGGGGGAUGGAUCCACCACCAGCACCAGGCCGACCCAUGGCAAUGACCUGACUCUUUCUGGGGGAUGGAUCCAGGUUCCAUGGAGUGAGGACCGUGGUCAAAGCCUCUGGGGUUAAUCUUCUACCCUUAUGGCUUAUAAAAUACUUCUGAUGCCAACAGGUGAGCAUUUGCACCCUAUGCUGCCAAUGGACGAAAGGAUGACCUAUAAAUAUUUUUGUUGGAGCUUCUGGACUUUUCCUGGCUGGGUCCACUUCUUUUAUACCUUUUUUUAUUAAAGGAAAAGUUUUAUAGAAGGAACUUGAUAAUCUUUCAACAUCAGCUGACAUCUGUACGGAUGACUUUAAAGAGCCGCUGCACCAGCCUGAGUACAACUCUGGAGCCAAAAGAUCACCAUCAGAUGGCAACCUGUUUCCCUGUGCCUUAGUACUGCAAUUUAAUAUGGUCUCACAACUUUGGAAAGAUUUUCAAAAAUUCUACUGAGGUCUGUGGACAGAAACACGGUUUUUCAAAAGCAAGGAUCUUUCUAUAUGAACAUCUGCACAUAAUUCCAAAUAGAAUGCAACAUAGCUUAUUUUUUCUUCUGUGUGAUGAGUUAAAUCUGUCUGGUAAAGAGAUUUUUACAUGCACAUUAUGCAAGUAGGUUUGGGUAAAGGCUGCAUUGUUACAUACGAUCCUGUUAGCUCCCUGCAUGUUAUUUUGUAUCCAUUCAUAUUAAUGUCCCUAUAAUUGUGUUACAUGCACGUCACAUAUAGUUUGCGAAUGUACUCACUAAUUUAUUGAUUAUUAACUUUUUGAAAACUGAAAUAACAUUUUGUCCAUGUUCAAUAAACAUAUUUUACCGUUUUGUUAAAAACUUCAUUUAAAUCUUCCGUCAAUGUAAUACCCUUAAAAAUUGUUUCUAAAAUAUCCUCUCAAACUAAAACGGUGUCUUCUGACACUGAAGAAGAACAUUAUCAGUGCACACUGUACUCCUGUGCCACUGUGAAGAUUAUUAGUUUUAUUCAAUCUUACGUUGUAUCCAUGAGUCACAUAUCAGCUCUAUGAACUAUAAAACUGAGGGAUCUCACAUAGGAGCAUCUCUCUAUUCGUCUUCCUGUUGUUGCUAAAGGACUGUAAUCUUUGACAAUCUGGUCUUGAGAUAGCACAAAAAUGUCAUGUUUAUUCUGUGUGAGCCAGCAGGAGGGUAUUGCAUGAAAAGGUUGACCAGUGGUGUAGAUCAUUUUGUGUUUUAACCACAGCCCAGCGCCAUUGUUAUGUAAACUGAGCAGUAAUUCAGUAAUGAAAUAAUUGAGGACUUUCUUUUAAAAAUGUAUAAGCAGUAUGAUACGGUUUUCCAUCCAGCUAGCCCUCAUCUGAUAUUUGUGUGUGACCUUGUGUUUCCGAUCCACUGACUGCAUUGUUCUGUGUGCAGCAGCCCCCAUCGUACUCUUGUAUUUUCAUUUCAGGUUUCAUUUCAAUGUAGUCCCAGCUAGAUUUUUCACUUUGUGUAUUUGAUGUUCGUUUACUUAAUUAUCACUGUGAUCCUAAAAGACUGAAAAGAUGGCACAGAAUAAAGAAGCCUACACUGAGAUUUACACUUUAUUUACCUAUUUUAUAUGACCAUUUUGAUGUGGAAAAGUGAGUUGCGUUUCCUUCAAAGUGAUAUGAUACAGAAAAUUGAUUAUUUUAGCCUCCACAGCCUAUUUUGUCAUGUGCGGAUCCAUAAUGUCAAUGAAAUGCAACCACGUGUAAACAACCUCUCUGACACAACUCCUUUUUAUUUGAUAGUAUAUAUUUCCAAUAAAUGAAAAUUGUCAUUUA
Messenger RNA from Clupea harengus (Atlantic herring), 2942 nucleotides. It is a transcript of the gene tspan33a, whose product is annotated as tetraspanin 33a. NCBI's taxonomy places the organism in Eukaryota, Metazoa, Chordata, Actinopteri, Clupeiformes, Clupeidae. Gene Ontology annotation, cellular component: plasma membrane. The record is from RefSeq and is a predicted model, not a curated record.